Molecule: messenger RNA, 436 nt
Organism: Culex quinquefasciatus (southern house mosquito)
Lineage: Eukaryota; Metazoa; Arthropoda; Insecta; Diptera; Culicidae
Exons: 2
Coding region: 63-404 (113 amino acids)
Source: RefSeq, a predicted model, not a curated record
CUGGUAGUUGGUAUCAUUCGCUUGCUAGAGUCACUUGGUGAAGAACAUCAGCAACUUCUAAAAUGAAGAUCUUCAUCGCCCUUUUCGCCGUUGCUCUGGCCGUUGUUGCCGCUGAGCCAUCGUACGUGACUUCGGUGCUUCCCCAAGCGGUUCCAGUUCCGGUGAGCACCUCGGUUUGGCCACCCUACGGAGUGUACGGAAAGGGACUGGCUCAACGUUAUGCGCCAGUGUCCAGCUAUCCAGGUUACUCUGCGGGAGUGUACGGAGGACUGCCAGUCUACGAUAACGCUUGGGGAUACUCGGCACCGAUUGUGGGCGCUUACGGAAACGCCAAGCUGAUUGAUAAUGGACUGUGGAACUACGGUGGAUACGGCUAUGGACACACCAACAAGUACUGGCUUUGAACUGAUUGAAUAAAUUUGCGUUUUUCUGGAGC